Saitoella complicata NRRL Y-17804 is the source of this 1308-nucleotide messenger RNA. Its product is annotated as YER043Cp-like protein. Lineage: Eukaryota; Fungi; Ascomycota; Saitoellomycetes; Saitoellales; Saitoellaceae. Gene Ontology annotation, molecular function: adenosylhomocysteinase activity. Bases 1 to 1308 code for a protein of 435 amino acids. The transcript has a single exon. The record is from RefSeq and is a predicted model, not a curated record. Gene Ontology annotation, biological process: L-methionine cycle. Gene Ontology annotation, cellular component: cytosol.
AUGGCUGCUCCCGCUGAGAACUACAAGGUCGCCGACAUUGGCCUCGCUGCCUUCGGUCGCAAGGAGCUCGACAUUGCCGAGCAGGAGAUGCCCGGUCUCAUGGCUCUCCGUGAGCAGUACGGUGCUUCCAAGCCCUUGUCUGGUGCCCGUAUCGCCGGAUGUCUCCACAUGACCAUCCAGACCGGUGUCCUCAUCGAGACCCUCACCGCCCUCGGUGCCGAGGUUACCUGGUCUUCCUGCAACAUCUUCUCCACCCAGGACCACGCCGCUGCUGCUAUCGCCGCUGCCGGUAUCCCCGUCUUUGCCUGGAAGGGUGAGACUGAGGAGGAGUACAUCUGGUGUAUCGAGCAGCAGCUCAAGUCCUUCAAGGAUGGUCAGUCCUUGAACAUGAUCCUCGACGACGGAGGUGACCUCACUGCCCUCGUUCACGAGAAGUACCCCGAGAUGCUCAACGACUGCCGUGGUAUCUCUGAGGAGACUACCACCGGUGUCCACCACCUUUACAAGAUGAUGAAGGAGGGUCACCUCCGUGUUCCUGCCAUCAACGUCAACGACUCCGUUACCAAGUCCAAGUUCGACAACUUGUACGGAUGCCGUGAGUCCCUCAUCGAUGGUAUUAAGCGUGCUACCGAUGUCAUGAUCGCCGGUAAGGUCGCCGUUGUCGCUGGCUACGGUGAUGUCGGUAAGGGAUGUUCCGCCGCUCUCCGCGGUAUGGGCGCCCGCGUCCUCGUCACCGAGGUCGACCCCAUCAACGCCCUCCAAGCCGCCUGUGAGGGUUUCGAAGUCACCUCCAUGGAGGAAGCCUGCUCCCUCGGAAACAUUUUCGUCACUACCACUGGAUGCCGUGACAUCAUUACCGGCGAGCACUUUGCCAACAUGAAGGAUGACGCAAUCGUCUGUAACAUCGGACACUUUGACAUCGAGAUUGAUGUUGCGUGGUUGAAGGCUAACGCUUCAUCUGUUUCCAACAUUAAGCCCCAGGUCGACCGUUACCUCAUGCCCUCCGGCCGCCACAUCAUCCUCCUUGCCGAGGGUCGUUUGGUCAACCUCGGCUGUGCCACUGGCCACCCCUCCUUCGUCAUGUCCAUGUCCUUCACCAACCAGGUCUUGGCGCAGAUCGAGUUGUGGAUGAACCCGGGCAAGUACGAGAUCGGUGUUUUCAUGCUCCCGAAGAACUUGGAUGAGGAGGUCGCCAGACUUCAUCUGAAGAAGUUGGGGGUUAAGCUUUCGAAGCUUUCGGAUGUUCAGAGUAAGUACUUGGGGAUCCCUGCUGAGGGUCCUUUCAAGUCUGACCACUACCGUUACUAA